Molecule: messenger RNA, 2466 nt
Organism: Misgurnus anguillicaudatus (oriental weatherfish)
Lineage: Eukaryota; Metazoa; Chordata; Actinopteri; Cypriniformes; Cobitidae
Source: RefSeq, a predicted model, not a curated record
AUGCACUCAGUGUGCACAAUUUUCCAAAAAUUUCCCUCAGGGAAAGGCAGAGACAAAUCAAGCAUUUCGUGUUUAGAGUGUUUGGUAAACCUCUAUAUUGGGAUCAAAGAGGAAGCUGUGGAGUAUCUGACUGUAAAUAUCAUGAGUGGUGAAGGAAGCUCUGUGCAGGAGGUGGAGAAGAGACAGAUGGGCCGAAGCGGAGCCAUCACCCCCCCUAUUCUGAAACGUUUCUUGGUACUGAGAGACGGUUCUGUCACGAUGCUCAACAUGUUCUCCAUGCAUUCAACUGCCCUAAAGAAAAUCCAGAACUUGUUACUUUUUGUGUCUAUUAAGUCUGAGCUUCCAGCAAGAAAAAAAUCAAUGAGCGUUUAUAAUGUGUGUGCAGACAGAUGGGAGUGUGUGAGACAGGUGGUUCGGCCUCACAAACCCAUGGCUCUGGCUGUGCAGGAGACCUGUAUGUGUGUGGCCACUUGUGACGGAUAUUUUCUCCAUGAUUAUCAGAGCCAAACCACCCUCAACCUUUUCCCACAUAACCUGGGAAAACAAAAUAUCAGAGCCAACAAAUACGGAAACGAGGAAUUCAUUUUAAAUGGGCCAGGAUGUUUGGGUAAGAUUUUUGAACUUUGCACCCCCACGUUUCUGCUCUACAGAGCGCGUUUUUUCACUAUGUUGUCUCAGACGAUGACGUGUUUGUCCUUUGGAGGCUACCGUAAAAAAACGUAUCAUGACAAAUCUGAUUGUUUCCUUUGUAAGUCACUUUGGAUAAAGCUAUUUAAUAAAUUUUCAUCUCUUUGUACAAAAAGCGUUUUUGUUGUGGCUGAGAAAGAGAUUCAUCGCCUGUCAUCAGUUCCCCUUGAGUAUCAAAUUCAAGAGCUUGUUAGAGAGGAGAAAGUUGAUGAAGCUCUUACACUGCUGGACGGAGUUCAACAUCUCCUGCCAAAAGAUUCUUGCAGGGUAAGAGCAAAGAUAAAUAAAGCAGACCCAAGGGAAAUCAUGCGCCUUUAUCCAUCCAUGCCUGUUGUGAGUGAAAAUUUCACACCUCAGACAAUAACAGUCAGCAGUGCCAAGGAUCUCUGAACCUUAAACCAAGACGCGCAAUAUAGCUUCUUGGACGACAUUUUAAGAGAAGUCAGGCAAACAGUUCAAGGCCAAAUCUGUCUUCAGGAUAUCGACUCUGUGCUUUUUAAGCUGUAUUUAGAACAAGGAGAAUAUGAGAAACUGGAUCAGCUUGCAUCUAAAAAUAACUAUAACCUCCACGUGUGUGUGUUUGACCUGGAGCAAUACGGAAGAUUUGGGGGUUUUCACCAUGGGACUGCUCCUAGCAAAUACCAAAAACAGCAUUCCAAGGAACUACAGGAAUCUGUAUUGGGGCUCUCCCUGGGGAUACGUGGCUUAUUAUUCUGCAAUGCGAAACAUGCUCAUAUUUUUUAUAUUUGCGUAAUAUGUGUUGCUAGGGAUAAAAUGAUCUGUCUUACUCUUUUAUUUACAGACCACAAAACAUCCUAUAAUCUUUAUGUGGAGAAGGUCAUCUUUCUUGGGAUAUUUGUUAAACAUAAAAAGGCCUUGCAGAUUUUGGUCUAUGAAGAUAAAGACCAACAUGCUGCAGAAAGCUAUUGUUGGAGGACCUCUGCUGGACGAGAUUGGGAUUUCACAAUCUUGGGAAUCUCUUUCUAUCCCUCCUUCCAUUUCUUUCUGACAGUGUAGCUCAGCAUUAAGUUAGCAAAGCAAAGGUCAUGGUUUAGGGAACACAUAUACUAAUAAAAUGUAUUACUUUUGCAUAAAAGUGCCUGCCAAAUGCACACGUGUAAAUAAUGAUUAAAUAUUUGAAUUAUUGUAGAGCAAAGUUAAAAUGUCCAGUUGAGUUUUCCAGUUCCUUCACCAGAUCAUUUGCUUUAAAAUGAAAAUGUAGGCUAUUCAUAAUCCAUCCAAAGCAUCGAUAUGCCAAUGCAAAAAUAAUAAACUAUCCCAGCCAACCAUGUUCUUCAUGCUUCACAUAAAUUCAAUGAGUUCUACACAAGACAUCCUUCAACUUGAUUUAUUAUUGUUAGGUCGAAACUGUAAUUGACCUUUGCCUCCACUAACCCCUAAGGUACACCCGGGUGCCAGGGAACGAACUACCAUUACCAUUAUAAACAUCCCAACAUCUCUUUAACACCCACUGGACUGGGUUGGCUCUGAAUGGUCUGCUUCUUUUCCAAGCAUAGUGUGGACUUGGCAACCUGACAGACCAAGGCUGUCCACCACUACGGGACACUCCAGACAAGCCAACUUAUGUGGACAAACCUGCAGACCAGACACGGAGCAUAGACAUGAAAAAAUAAACAAAGUAAUGCUAUGCAUGUGAAUCAUAACAUAUAGGAAAUAUAUAUCUAAAUAAAUCACUGUUGCAGAGAACUGCACUAAUGUUUUACCUCACUUCCUAUCGUAAAUAUCUCUCCACCAUUUUGUAGGAUCAGAUGCAAAACC